Molecule: messenger RNA, 1638 nt
Organism: Synchiropus splendidus (mandarinfish)
Lineage: Eukaryota; Metazoa; Chordata; Actinopteri; Syngnathiformes; Callionymidae
Gene: tmem116
Product: transmembrane protein 116
Exons: 10
Coding region: 40-1074 (344 amino acids)
Biological process (GO): adenylate cyclase-activating G protein-coupled receptor signaling pathway
Cellular component (GO): plasma membrane
Molecular function (GO): G protein-coupled receptor activity
Source: RefSeq, a predicted model, not a curated record
ACUAUAAAAGCUGCUGCUGAAGCUGCGGAGAGAGGAGCGAUGCUGAACCACACGACGGACGACUGGAGCCAGGAGUACGAGGCGGUCCGCUGGGUCCAGCUUCUGAUGGUUCUGCUCAGCUUCCUGGGCUCCUUUUCCAUCAUCGUGUGUGUGAUGUCACAGCGACUCAGCAGGUCACCUGAGCUGCAGCCACUGCUGCUCCUCAGUGUGUCGGACCUGCUGCUGUCCUUCUGCUGGCUGCUGGGAGGACUCCUGCUGACCAUACGCUGCAGCAGCUACAACACACACUGUCAGCAGCUGCACACGCUGGAGCAGGUCCUGUACACCAGCUGCUUCUUCUUCACGCUCAACUGUGUGUGGAACAUCUACAGAGGGAUCCACCGGAGGCUGGACUGCAGCACGCUGACAGCGCCCGCCACCUCAGGGAGACCGGAGACCGUCACUGCGCUGUUGUCCUGUCUACUUCCUGUGGUGAUGAUGUCACCAGUGAUCUCCAUGGACUACGCCCACCAGUGCCUGACCAACCUGACUGAGCCGUACAGAUGUGGGCUGCUGCACACCGGCGCCGUCUUCCUGGCUGCGGAGCACUCUGGCCACACUGUCUGCAACCAGCUGCUGCAGUAUCGCCUGAUUGUGCUGCUGACCGCAUUCUUCGUCACGCUGCUGGGCAUCAUGGUGCUGAUGGGAAGAACUCGCCACAUUUACCGCCGAGUUUUGACCUCCAACGGUUUCCUCGGCAACCGCCAGCGAGCCUCGCUCCGGGUUUUGAACCUGCGCAUGAUUCUCUACCCAACUAUCUUCUUCCUCUGCUGGGGACCAGCCGUAGCACUGGCCUUCCUACGUGAGGUGGAGCCCCCUGCUGGACAGAGUCGAGUCAGGCAGAUCCUCUACAUGUGGCAGGCUGUGGCCGCAUCGUCCCAGGGCUUCCUCAACUGUUUGGUGUACGGAUGGACACAUGCUCGCCUGCGACGGGUCGGCAGGAUGGUUCUGUCCCGUGAUGCUGAUACGCAGACGCCGCUGCUGCGAGCUCAGAAGACGAGGACGGGCUACGGCACGGCAAGCCUCACCAGCUGAGAGAAACGGCCUCGAAUGGGAGGAAAACAGAGCGCUGGUGAAGAGAGAAGUGAAGUGAGAGAAGUGAGAAGUGAGGAUAUUCAUUGAAGGUCGUCUCCAUGGUGACGGAGACUGGUGUGUUGCUGCGGUGAUUCUCUUUCACUUUUCUUACUCACUGGAUCAGACCUGGGAGGACCCCAGAGUCCUGGUCACAGCUGAGGAGUCUGACCUCAGGGAGUUCCUGCAGGUCAACCGUGCGGAAACAUUCAGAACAACAAGCCCGACGUACGAUUAAUGAGUCGCACGAGGCUCCGCCCACUCUGCUGUCAACCUCAUCAAUGACCUUCUACAUUGGCGUCUGAUUUCUAACAAACUUGAUCACGUGGCACCUGAAACGUCAGAAGGACUGGAGCCACGAGGACCUGCUGGAGAGCCGGGUCCUGACCCAUGUCUUAAAAUGUAAACAUUACAGAGGAAAUCAAAGCAGCAAUCUAUGAUGAGAUGGUGUUGAAAUCCAACGACUGUAAACAGCUGACAUUUUGCAGUGUUUCUGGUGUUGUGUUUGAUUUCCUGAAACUCCUCUGU